AUGAGAACCACUCGUGCCAAAUCAGGAUCUGGAUCCGCCUCAAAAUCGGCCACAUCAGCAGCCCAACCUGCGAUACAAACUGACAAAUCAAAGUCGCAAGCGAAGACGUCGAGGAAACACAACCAAGCAACUGCUUUGGGUGACACAACUAGCACUAAUGCCGGUGGAAGAAAGCAACAAAAAGGAAAUCCUGCCACUGAUGCGGACAAUAAUUUAACUGCAAAUCAAGCUGGAGACACUCAACAAUCGAAUUCUGCACCCGAGCCGACCAACAAUAAUCCAAUUGUGUCACUUUCAAAUGAAACCUUCAGUAACGAUGUGGAAGAGUUUGACAAGACUUUCACUCUUCAAAACAUCAGUACUAUUGGGAGAACUUGGAUGGGAUCUCGUGUUCAGGCAAUGAUCAACGCAAGGGAGAAGUAUGCGUCGCACAUACCUUCCGAGAUUCUAUCGGCGGCAAAGAUAGCUAGACAUAAUUAUCGGAAAGCAAAGCUGCUGUUUGCUGGACUUGCCAAAGUGAAACUCGAAACUUUGGAAGAUAAACUUGGCGAAGGAGUAACUAAUCCUCGGUCUCGUGAUGCCUUUCGCCGUUUCAUGGCGUAUGGGAAAGACUCCCUAAAGCUUCGCAUGCCAUUAAACGGAGGAGAGAGGAUGGUAUUGGCAGUUCGAAACAAAAAGGCUGGCCGACUUUGGACAGAAACUUACACUACCGAUCAACGCCGAGUUUUCAUGGACAAAUAUUUUUUUGCGUUAGCAGGCAUUCCCAAUCUUGAUCGGCCAACUGACGAGGAACCUGAACCGGACGGAGCUGCUCCACAAGUACCUUUGCUGACUCUUGAAGAUGAAGAAAAAUAUCGCCCUAUCUACGAUGAACUAGUCGAUCACGCCAAAGUCAUUCGGUGUGAAGGCAAAUGCCACUCUGGAAAGGAUAUGAAUAAACGCUCCUUAAAGCGUGUUAGACAGCUUGGUAAACUUCUUGCCCGUGAUGGCGACCGAUUAAAAUUCAAGUAUGCCUUCCUAGCUGCCAGUGCCCAUCCUCCAGCUAAAGACACCGGGACUGGAUGGUCUCGGAAUAUUUGCAACUGUGGCGCAGGGAGAGUCGAUGAUCAAAGCGAUCUCGCAUAA
Messenger RNA from Melampsora larici-populina 98AG31, 1125 nucleotides. RefSeq lists its product as uncharacterized. Bases 1 to 1125 code for a protein of 374 amino acids. The transcript has 5 exons. The record is from RefSeq and is a predicted model, not a curated record. NCBI's taxonomy places the organism in Eukaryota, Fungi, Basidiomycota, Pucciniomycetes, Pucciniales, Melampsoraceae.